AUGGCAGAUGAAAAUUUGGAAUAAAUAAUUGAUAUGCCAGAAUAAUCUGACAUGAUCAAUGAUGCUAGAACUUAAGUAAUUAAUAAAUAAAUUUCAAGGCCAGAUAUGCAGUAGAACAUUUUAAAGUUGAAUCUUAAAUCUCUAAUUAUAUCAAGAAGUUUUUCGAUGAGAAAUAUGGUCCUAAUUGGCAUUGUGUUGUUGGUAUCUACAAUAAUUAAAAUAUAAGGAAAGCAUUUCAAUUCAUACUCUUCGUAUGAAAGCAAACGUUAUAUGUUUUUUUAUGAAGGAUAGAUGGCAAUUUUACUAUAUAAAAUGGGUUGA
Messenger RNA from Paramecium octaurelia, 321 nucleotides. NCBI's taxonomy places the organism in Eukaryota, Ciliophora, Oligohymenophorea, Peniculida, Parameciidae. The record is from the annotation of a GenBank genome assembly.